Molecule: messenger RNA, 1925 nt
Organism: Lottia gigantea (owl limpet)
Lineage: Eukaryota; Metazoa; Mollusca; Gastropoda; Lottiidae
Exons: 11
Coding region: 1-1560 (519 amino acids)
Cellular component (GO): Golgi apparatus
Source: RefSeq, a predicted model, not a curated record
AUGGGAAAUUACGAACCUGCCCCUGUUAAAAACAGUGGUGGACCAGGAGAGAAUGGUGAACCAGUGUAUUCUACGAUGGAAGAACGAGCCAAAUCAGACCAAUCUAUUCGAGACUAUGGUUUUAAUUUAGUUAACAGUGAUAAAAUAUCUCUAGAUAGAACAGUACCUGAUACUAGGAUGGAUGAAUGUAAAUAUUGGCAUUAUCCAGAGAAACUCCCUAGUGCCAGCGUGAUUCUAGUGUUCCAUAACGAGGGUUGGUCCACUCUAGUUCGUACCGUACACAGUGUAAUAAAUUCCAGCCCCUCACACCUGCUAAAAGAGGUUGUGAUGGUUGACGAUUUCAGCGAUAAAGAACAUCUAAAAGGUAAACUAGAUCAGUAUAUGACAAGAUUUAAUGGCAAGGUGAAGAUAUUUCGUAAUGAAGAACGUCUAGGAUUGAUUAGGACUCGAACCCGUGGCGCCGAGUUGUCUACAGGAGAAGUUAUUGUGUUUCUGGAUGCUCAUUGUGAAUGUAAUCCUAAUUGGCUACCUCCCCUACUGGCUAGGAUCGCUCAUGAUAGAACUAUAAUGGCGGUACCGAUAGUUGACGGAAUAGAUUGGAAUAAUUUUCGCUACAGGCCUGUUUACACGUCUACUCAUCAUCGAGGUAUUUUUGAAUGGGGUUUUCUAUACAAGGAGAGUCAAGUACCACAACGAGAAUUGAAUACCAGAACUUACAACAGUGAACCUUACAAAUCACCCACUCAUGCUGGAGGAUUAUUUGCCAUGGAUAGAAAAUAUUUUUUUGAAAUGGGAGGUUACGAUCCUGGUAUGCAGAUUUGGGGAGGAGAAAAUUUUGAGUUAUCUUUUAAGAUCUGGCAGUGUGGAGGAAGUAUAGAAUGGGUACCAUGCUCUAGGGUGGGGCAUGUCUAUAGAAAUCACAUGCCCUAUGGUUUUGGUAAAGUCAAGGCUACAAUUCCUGUUAUCCUACUAAAUUAUAUGAGGGUAGUAGAAGUGUGGUUGGAUCCUGAAUAUAAAGAAUAUUUUUAUACGAGAGAACCAUCAGUCCGAGGCUAUCCCAUCGGAGACAUCUCAAAACAACUCGCUUUUAAAAAAGAACAUAAUUGUAAAAGUUUUGAUUGGUUUAUGGAAAACGUAGCGUAUGAAGUUUUAGAAAAAUUUCCCCGAUUACCACCCAAUAAAGUUUGGGGAGAGUUUAAAAUAUUAGAAGAUAAUAAAUGCUGGGAUACGGUUGGUCAGGGUGUAAAUGGUGGACCAAUCGGAGCUUAUUAUUGUCAUCAUGGUGGAGGCAAUCAGAUGUUCCGAUUAAACACGAAAGGUCAGCUAGCUCUAGGUGAAAGAUGUCUCGAAGCCAAAUAUAAAGAUACCAUUCAUGUAUCAUAUUGUGAUGUAGAACCCACAGGUCCUUGGGAUUAUGAUGAGAAAACAAAACAAGUUCAGCAUACUGAGUAUGAAAUGUGCGUGGAGCUUGGUGAUGAUGAUAAACUCCACCUACAAACCUGCGACGCAGAAUCACAACGACAACUCUGGGAAGUCAACGAAGUACGAUCAUGGAAAUAGUGCAACAAUGCACAUCAUUCAUUCAUUCAUUUUAUACUCAUUUUCAUUUUUAUUCAUUCAAUUCAUUGUUUAUUCAUCCUUUCAUCAUUUAAUUUAAUGCCUCUAUACUUGCAGGGGGUGAAUCGAAGGGGAUUUAGUUAGGGUAGGGGGGCUACUUGUAGCUUUUAAGCCUUGACUGAAUGUGCAAAACCUUUUCAUCAUUUUGUGUUUGAAAAUACAGCCUCCCAAUCAUUUAGAUGGCUUUUUCUCGCCUGUAUUAAAAGUCAUUUGGCUAGAAUUUUUAGAUUACUGCAGAUGUGAUUUAGCCAGAUGAUAUUUACUUGCCUCUCUAUGAAGACUGAAUGCACAAAACCGUCAUCAUAUUU